CUCAGGUAUGCGGAGGCGGCGCCAGCCCUGGGAGGGGGCAGGUGGGAGGGGCCGCCCCCUGGAAGAAGGGGAGCCAGAGAGUGGGCCUGCUGGUGCGUGCGGACGGAGCCUGACGACAGGGGCCGGAGGUGUGAGCCAGGACUCCUGGGCCACUGAGAAGAUAAGGCUGGGAGACAGGAUCCCUAAGUAGAGGAAGAAAAUCGGGGCACCUCCAGGUGAAAGGAGCUCCCCAUUCUCUGCACCAUGAGCACCACCACAGGCCCAGAAGCUGCCCCCAAACCGAGUGCCAAGUCUAUCUAUGAGCAGAGGAAGCGUUACUCCACCGUGGUGAUGGCCGACGUUUCCCAGUAUCUUGUCAAUCACCUGGUGACGUUCUGCCUGGGUGAGGAGGAUGGCGUGCACACGGUGGAGGAUGCCUCGCGGAAGCUGGCCGUCAUGGACAGCCAGGGCCGGGUCUGGGCCCAGGAGAUGCUGCUGCGCGUGUCUCCCGACCACGUCACGCUGCUCGACCCGGUCUCCAAGGAGGAGCUGGAGUCGUACCCGCUGGGCGCCAUCGUGCGCUGUGACGCGGUGAUGCCGCCCGGCCGGAGCCGCUCGCUGCUGCUGCUCGUGUGCCAGGAGCCGGAGCGCACGCAGCCUGACGUGCACUUCUUCCAGGGCCUGCGCCUCGGGGCGGAGCUGAUCCGGGAGGACAUCCAGGGGGCCCUGCACAACUACCGCUCCGGCCGCGGGGAGCGCAGGGCGGCGGCGCUCAGGGCCACGCAGGAGGAGCUGCUGCGCCGCCCCUCGCCGACCGCCGAGACUCCGCCCCUGCAGCGCCGCCCGUCGGUCCGCGCUGUCAUUAGCACCUCUGCGCCGGCCGCGGGCCGCGCGCGACCCCAGGUGGAGCCCAUCCCCGAGGCGGAAGAGGCGCGGCGGCCCGGCCUGGCGCACAGCUCUACCGGAGCUGACCCGGCCUCCCCGGACCUGGGCCCCCGCGGCCCAGACUUGGCUGGUCUGCAGGCAGAGCGGGAUGUGGACAUCCUGAACCACGUGUUUGACGACGUGGAAGGCUUCGUAUCGAGGCUGCAGAAGUCUGCGGAGGCGGCCCGAGUCCUGGAGCACCGGGAGCGUGGCCGCAGGAACCGGCGCCGGGCGGCGGGGGAGGGCCUCCUGACGCUGCGGGCGAAGCCGCCCUCCGAGGACGAGUACAUCGACGUGCUUCAGAAAAUCAAGUACGCCUUCAGCCUGCUGGCCCGGCUGCGCAGCAACAUCGCCAACCCCUCCUCCCCAGAGCUGCUGCACUUCCUGUUCGGACCUCUGCAGAUGAUUGUGGACACGUCAGGCGGCCCCCAGUUCGCGAGCAGCGUGCGGCGCCCGCACCUGACAUCCGAAGCCGUGGCGCUGCUGCGGGACAACGUCACCCCACGUGAAAACACGCUCUGGACCACGCUGGGGGACUGGUGGACCCGCCCGGGGCUGGAGCUGCCCCCGGAGGAAGGACCCCCAUACAGCCCCGAGUUCUACAGCGGCUGGGAGCCGCCGGCCACUGACCCGCAGGGCCGUGCCUGGGAGGACCCAGUAGAGAAACAGCUACAGCACGAGCGGCGGCGCCGGCAGCAAAGCGCCCCCCAAGUCGCUGUCAAUGGUAUUAAUCUGGAUCCCUGCCUGAACCCCUGCUUGGCUCUAACCCCAGCUCACACCAACACCCCGUCACCCAGAGCAGUGGAACUGGCUGCCUCCUUAUCCUCAACUCUACCCCUUCUCCUCAGUCACCAAAACCAGGAGCCAGAAGCUGAGCCUCAGCCGGAGCCGGAGGGGAAGUGGGUCCUAUGUAAUUAUGACUUUCAGGCCCGAAACAGCAGCGAGCUAUCGGUCAAGCAGCAGGAUGUGUUGGAGGUCCUGGAUGACAGGCGCAAAUGGUGGAAGGUGCGGGACCAGAUUGGGCAGGAGGGAUACAUACCCUUUAAUAUCCUAACACCUCACCCAGGGCCCCAGCGGAGCCGCAGCCAAAGCCCUGCCCAGAGUCUGAACAGCACUGCCCCUCCCCGACCCGCGCCGGCCCCUGCCUCGGCCCAGCCCCACUGGGACAGCUGCAGUAGUCUUAACAGCUUGGACCCUAGCCAGAAAGAGAAAUUCUCCCAGAUGCUCAGUGUCAACGAGGAGAUGCAGGCGCGCCUGGCCCAGGGCCGCUCGGGCCCCAGUCGCGCAGCCCCGGGGCCUCGCGCCCCGGAGCCGCAGCUCAGCCCGCGCUCGGACGCCUCAGAGGUCCGCGCCUGGCUGCAGGCCAAGGGCUUUAGCUCCGGGACUCUGGAUGCGCUGGGCAUGCUGACCGGCGCGCAGCUCUUCUCGCUGCAGAAGGAGGAGCUGCGGGCGGUGAGCCCUGAGCAGGGGACGCGCGUCUACAGUCAGGUCGCCGUGCAGCGUGCGCUGCUGGAGGACAAAGAGAAAGUGUCGGAACUGGAGGCGGUGAUGGAGAAACAGAAGAAAAAAGUGGAAGGCAAGAUGGAGACGGAGGUCAUUUGAUCCUUCCCGGCCCUCAGCUGAAAGGUUUGAGGCAACCCUUUGGGAGAACAGACUCUGCAGACUGCCCCCCGCAAUGCAAGUAGCCCCGUGGAAGGAUCGUCGACCUGGGCUUCCUAGUCCCUGCUGGAGUCUCCCCACGGAGCACCCGUAGCCAGGGGCGGGAGGGGAGCGGGGCGAGGAGACAAUUUAAGGAAAGCGCUUGUGCGUGCCCAGGGAGAGAGCACACUCGGGAACCCUGGGCUUUGUGAUAUGCUGCCAAGUCCAUAAACAGCCUCCUUUUAGCA
This is a messenger RNA of Manis pentadactyla (Chinese pangolin), 2789 nucleotides long. RefSeq names its product EPS8 like 1 (gene EPS8L1). Gene Ontology annotation, cellular component: plasma membrane; vesicle; ruffle membrane. Bases 244 to 2505 code for a protein of 753 amino acids. Gene Ontology annotation, biological process: positive regulation of ruffle assembly; Rho protein signal transduction; regulation of Rho protein signal transduction. The transcript is spliced from 21 exons. NCBI's taxonomy places the organism in Eukaryota, Metazoa, Chordata, Mammalia, Pholidota, Manidae. The record is from RefSeq and is a predicted model, not a curated record. Gene Ontology annotation, molecular function: actin binding.